GCAAUGUCCCUUAGUAAAGUAGUGGACAGUCCUGGUCCUGGACAAAGUUCUAAGAACACUAGCCAGUGUUCUCUUUGUGUGAACCCUCAGCUGACUUAAAGCACAAGAGGGGGUUAACUGUCUUUGGCUCCUUGGUUGUCGGUACUCACAAGGCUCCUGAAAAAAGUUUUGGCUUUAGAUGUACUUUCACUUUUUAAUUCAGUUUGUUGCAGUGAGAAGGAGGUCCCUGGGUAAGCCAAAGAUAUAUAUAAUGACAGAACAAAAGGAAGUGGAUGUGAUUAACUGAUGAAGCAGAGAAACAACUCAUAACUAAACAAAUCCUCACUAUGUCUGAUUCUCCAUCUCCUAAUACACACUCCACAGGGUGAUGAUAACAUGUUUGGGGACUCCUAAGCAACCAGCAAGUGACAUUGAACACUUUGGUUUACAGAUAUGCACUUUGGUAAUCUUCACACCACUCAACAUAGCUAUGAUUGUCAUAGGGGCCGUAUACAUCGAUAAAUGCAGCAUUGACCCCAAUAUCCCCAUUUUCCUUAUAGUGGCUGGGGCAGUUUAUCUAGUUGGAUUUGUGCUCAUGCCAUUGAAGUUUGUCUCUGAGAAGGCAAUGCAUACCGUGGGGAGAAUUCUGGGUCUCUUUUCACUGUGUUGGUUCAUUACAGGAAGUGUCUGGGUGUUUUCAAUCUACGACGUCAACCCUAGAGACUGUGAUGAUACUGUAUAUAAAUUUGCAUUUGGAAUCUUAAUAGUAGAAUACAUCCUUGCAUGUAUUACUAUAGUCGUGGUCUGCCUUGGAACUUGCUGCAUAGUUGCCACGUCAUCAAUUUCGGCUAUGGGUCCUAAUCCAGAAGAUGAACAUCUAGUCUCUGCAUAAAACUAAGUUGACACACCUGAAAUAAAUGCAUUUGGAUAAAUAAUUACAUUUGAAGAAAGCAUGCAUAUGCAGUAGUAUUCUUUUCCUGAGUUAAAUAACACCCCAGUGUGUUUGUUCGGGUGGCCCCCGUUGAGAGAGAUUUCAGUACAGGAAUAGUAAAGACAGGAACACGGUGUAUCUGAAAUCAUUCUGUGACUUUACUGAUAAUCUUAAAACAAUUAUAUGCAUUACAAAAAAGGGGAGGGAAAGAAAUACAUUAAUUUGGGUAAGAAAAAAAGAAUUAUUAUGUUGGCAAUAUGUGAUUGGUUAAUACAAAUACUACGUGUUUUUGUAAAGAUAAGUUAUUAUGACUUACUCGUUAAAAACAGACCUUCUAUUCAUUAAAAAGGCUUAGUAAGUAAAAAA
Rana temporaria (common frog) is the source of this 1276-nucleotide messenger RNA. Its product is annotated as transmembrane protein 272-like. Lineage: Eukaryota; Metazoa; Chordata; Amphibia; Anura; Ranidae. The coding region runs from base 368 to 871 and encodes 167 amino acids. The record is from RefSeq and is a predicted model, not a curated record. The transcript is spliced from 7 exons.